AUGGAAGUUGAAACUCAAAAUAAUACAUCCCCAUCAGAAAUGAAAAUUGAUAUUCCUGAUAAUAUAAAAGAACAUGAGGAAGAAAUUGAAAAAACUCCACCAGAAACGAAGGAUGAUCCUUUUAAAGAACAUAGGAAAUCAAUUGAUCGAAUUUUUGUUUCUCAAUACAUGGAUACUAGUACUUACAAUGAAGAAUAUGGUUCAGAUGAUUAUGUUGUUACUUAUAGUAUUCAAGAUAAAUCAGUUCUUGGAUGGUCAAUUAAAGAGAAUGGAUCACAACCCGAUGUUUAUUUUAAGAUGGAUAAAAUCAAUAAAAUCGACGAAUAUAUGUUAAACUAUUCUGUACUAAGUAAAAAAAUCUUGUUAUUACGUAAUGAUAUAAAUUAUUGGUUGAUUGAUUUAAAUAGUGAUCGUACUAGUAGUGAUCGAUUUCUUAAACUAAAGCAUCAAGUUUCUCAAAAUAUUGCUUAUUAUUUUUUUAAUAUUAUUGGAUUCCUUCCUAAUGGUGAUUUAAUUCAAGUAUUAGUAAAAGAUCGCAAAAUUUACAAGUACUGUUUCACAGAUAAACCAAAAAAUACAGUUCCUUGGGAAUAUUCUCAAAUUAAUGAUAUAAAAAGUCCCCAAUGUUUAAAUGAUAAAAGUAUAUUGAGAUGUUUUAUAUAUCAAACAAAAUUAUUUCUAUCAGUUUGCGAUAAUAAAACGUUUCAAUUUGAUUUAUUGACAAUGAAUUUAGAAAGAAAAUACCAUAAUUGUCUGGGUCAGAGGUGUCAUAUAACAGUGAAUAAAAAUCAAGCGCUAUUGGCGGCAUGUUCAUUUGGUAAAACUUACGUAUAUUCAAUGGAAAAUGGAAUGUUGAUUUAUGAGAAUGAGGAUAGUGGGUAUGGUUGUGGUGUGCAGUUCAUAACUUUGAAAAAUACUGAAAGAUUAUUCAUUUAUCAUGAAUAUAGUGGUGGUAAACUUGUAGAUCCCUAUCAAGUUUAUGAUGAAAUUGUCAUUUCCGAUGGUUUUAAUGGAGAAAAAAGUGUGAUAACUGAAUUAAAUAGAAAAAUUUUCAUUGAUAAUGGUAAUGUUUGCAUCACAAAUGGUUUAAAUGGAAUCGAUGAAAAUAAAUUGGAACAAUUAUCAAACAAGAUCACAUAUAGAAAUAGCAAUUAUACUUUUUCUACCUUUAAAAUUAUACAAAGCAUGCUUAAAGAAAUCAUUAACCAAGAUGAAAAUAAAAAUGUUGUAUCAUAUAACAACGUGAUUGUGUUAAAAGAUGAUUUUGAAAUUGAAAAUAUUGGUCUUGGUAAACUUGUUCUUUAUAAUGAAUCCGGUAUUAAUUAUCUGGGAAUUGAAAAAGAUAAUGGACAUCGAGAACAAUUAUGUAAUGUACUCUCAGCUAAAUUAUUAAAUAACCAGGAUUUGGUAGUAAUUAAUAUUAGAGGAAUCAGUAUUGGUACAAUAAACGAUGGUACAAUAAGCAAUGAAGAACGAUAUUUAUGGUAUAAUAAUGAAUGGAAAGAUCUUUAUGACAAAUUCAGAGAAGAUCGUGAUAUUAAUAAACACUUUAAGCCACUUAUUGAAAAAAUUUUAAAAAAUGAAUUUGAUGAUUCAAAACACUCAAUACCAUUACCAAUAUUUAUAGGGAUAAGUUAUAUUUAUAAUGUUAUAAUUGAGAAUGUUAUAAAUGAUAAUUUAGUAUCGCCAAAAUUUGGAAUUGAAAUGUUAAAAAUAGCAAUUAAAGAAAAACAUGAACAUGCUAUCCGAUACAUUAUUGAAUCAACUCAAGAUUAUUCCGAAAAUUAUAUGACUAUUAUUAGUUUAAACUUAGUAGAAUUGUGUGAUUAUUAUCCUGAUUUCAUAAUUAAAUAUAUCUCAUCUACUUCUAUUAUGUUGUAUCCUCAUUAUUGGGUCACUGAGAAUUCAAAAAAUACUUCACUUCAUUCAUACACAGAUAUUUGCAUUAAAGGAUCGAAUAUGGAAAAUAGCUAUUUUAAGCCUAUUUUAGCAAUAUACAAAGGAUUAAUUCGGUAUUUAAGGGUAGAGGAAGAAAUCCAAAUAGUCAGUUUCAUUGUUCCUUUUCUUCAAAUCUAUGUAUACCGAGAUGACUCCAAAAAUAAUGACCAUGAAAACCGUGAAACUGAAAAAGAUCAUGAUAUUAAAUCAAAAAUAAUCACAAUACUAAAAAAAUUGAUCACUGGACUAAAAAUAAUCAUGAUGAUACCAAAUAGUAAUAGUAUUUGGAAUAAAUUUUUAUAUAAACAAAAAUCUAUUCUAUUUUGUAAUAUAGAUAGUAAUAAUUUUUAUAAUUGGUGGAAUUUUGCUGCAAUUGUAGAUUUUAAAUGGAAAACUUUUGGAAAACGUUACUAUUAUCUGAUCUGGUUAUUUUAUACAAUUUUUUAUAUUUGUUAUUCAUUAGCUUCUACAUUAGAACAAAAGUCUAUCCCUGAUCUUUAUUUUAAAUUACUUUUUACAAUUUCUAUUAUAUUUGGCUCUAUAUUUUUAAUUAAUGAAAUUCGAUAUUUUCUAUGGGAUCGUAAAAUUUAUUUAAAUGAUAUAUGGAAUUUAUUUGAUACAGGAGCAUAUCUUUUACCCAUUAUAACAUCAAUUAUUUGGCUUAUUAAUAAAAGCCCACCACCUUGGCUUACAGCAAUAUCUAUUAUAUUAUUGAGUUUCAAAUUUUUAUUAUUUUUUAGAGUAUUUAAAUCGUAUGGAAUUUAUUUUGCCAUAGUAAUUGGUGUUGCGGGAAAAGUUUUUCCAUUUUUAGUUCUCUUAUUUUUUAUAGUACUUGGAUAUGCUCAAGCAUUUUUUAUUAUUCUAAAAUCAAAUAGUAUUAAUGACGAUGAUCCAAGGAAUCUUCCUACAAAUUUGUUUAAUUGGUUUCCCACUUCACUUUUAGCGGUAUAUAAUCUUCUCACUGGUGACUCCGGAUCUUUAUCACCAUUUACUUAUCGUGAAAACCCUAUUAUGACCAUUUUAUUGGUUACCUUUACAUUUUUCACAGUAAUAUACCUUAUGAAUUUAUUUAUUGGAUUACUCAAUAUAGCAAUUGAUGAUUAUAAUAAAGAAGAAGAAUAUUUACUUCAAAAAGCACAGAUUAUUAUGGAGAUUGAAUUAUUUUAUAUGUUACCAUGGCAACGUAAAAAGAAGGAAUGGUUUCCAGAUCAGAUUUAUUAUGAUAUACCUCUUACUGAGGUUCGUAAAUUAAUAAAUGCAAUUGAUAAUAAACUGACUGUGUUUAAUUAUCCUCCAAUUAUUGAUAAGGAAUUGAGAAAGUUGGUAGUACUUAAUAAUGAUAAUAAAAAGCAAGAUAAUGAGGAAGAACAAAACAAUAAACUAGAAAAGAAAAUGGAUCAACUUACAAAACAAAAUGUUAAGCUUAAACAACAAAUGAGAUGUAUUAUGAAAUAUAUUGAUAGUGAGAAAGAACAAGAUAGUGACGAAGAUAGUGAGAAAGAACAAAAUAAUAAACUAGAGGAACAAAUAGAACAAACAAAGGAAGAACUUCCAAAACAAAAUAUCGGACUUAAUCAACAAAUGGAUAAACUUAAUCAACAAAUGGAAAGUAUUAUAAAAUAUAUUGGGAUAGAACAAGAUAAUAAGGAAGAAAAAAAUGAUAAACUAGAGAAGCAAUUAGAACAAACGAAAGAAGAACUUCCAAAACAAAACGGUGGACUUAAACAACAAAUGGAUAAACUUAAUCAACAAAUGGAAAAUAUUAUGGAAUUAUUAUUAAAAAGAAACUAG
Molecule: messenger RNA, 3729 nt
Organism: Rhizophagus irregularis DAOM 181602=DAOM 197198
Lineage: Eukaryota; Fungi; Glomeromycota; Glomeromycetes; Glomerales; Glomeraceae
Source: RefSeq, a predicted model, not a curated record